CAGGUAAACUCAUUUUCGAUACAACUCGGCUUCACGGCCCUUUAAAUUCAAUUCUCUGUAUUUCGAUUGCAAUUUUCUAUGCUCUGAAAUAUACAUUUAUACUGUGGAUGAUGAAUUCGGAUUCAAUCUCCUUCAAGCCUAUGGCUGUACCCACAAGGGAGGAUGACGAAGAGCCACCCAUUUCCUCCACUUCAUUGCUUUCUUUUGACACAGAUGACUGUUCCACAUCUAUUCCCCCAAAACCACCUUUCUCUUCCUUAAUUUUAACACCUCUGAUUCUCGUCACUUGUGUAUCUCUAUCUACAGCUAUUAUCUUUGCUUACCUCUUCUUUUCACAUUCUUCUGUCUCCUCUAUUUCGCAUGUAUCACGUCCACUUCAAAAACUCAAACAUCCUGUUGUUCUUUUGAUUUCAUCCGAUGGAUUUCGCUUUGGAUAUCAGUACAAAACAGAUACCCCUAAUAUCCGUAGAUUGAUUACGAAUGGGACAGAAGCAGAACUUGGUUUAAUUCCUGUAUUCCCAACUUUGACGUUUCCUAAUCAUUAUGCCAUUGUGACUGGUUUGUAUCCUGCUUAUCAUGGUAUUAUAAACAACUAUUUCCUUGAUCCAAAUAUUAGAGAGCCUUUCACUAUGGCCAGUUAUGAUCCUAAGUGGUGGCUCGGUGAGCCACUUUGGGAGACUGUCGUAAAUCAUGGUCUUAAGGCUGCUACUUAUUUCUGGCCUGGAUCUGAGGUGAAUAAAGGAGGUUGGACUUGUCCGGAAUAUUUCUGUAAGAUCUAUAAUGGUUCUGUCCCAUUUGAAGAACGUGUUGAUACUGUUUUGAACUACUUUGAUCUGCCUAAUGAUGAGAUUCCGUCAUUUAUGACACUCUAUUUUGGAGACCCUGAUCAUCAGGGUCACAAGGUUGGGCCAGAUGAUCCUCAGAUCACUGAGGCCAUUGCUAGAGUUGAUGGGAUGAUUGGAAAGUUGAUCCAAGGUUUAGAAGAAAGAGGGGUUUUUGAGGAUGUGAACAUUAUAAUGCUUGGCGACCAUGGUAUGGUUGGCACUUGCGAUAAAAAAUUAAUCUUUCUGGAGGAUUUGGCUCGGUGGAUUAAAAUUCCAAAGGAUUGGAUACAGUCAUAUAGUCCACUGCUUUCCAUUCGUCCACCACGAAGUUAUUCUGCCAAGGAUGUCGUUACCAAGAUGAAUGAGGGAUUAAAGUCAGGGAAGGUUAAGAAUGGGCAGAAUUUGAAAGUCUAUCUAAAGGAAGAACUGCCUGAUCGGCUGCAUUAUUCUGAGAGUGAUCGAAUACCACCCAUCAUUGGAUUGAUUGAUGAAGCAUUUAAGGUCGAACAAAAGAGCUCAAAAAGGUUCGAAUGUGGUGGAUCUCAUGGUUAUGAUAAUGCAUUCUUGUCAAUGAGGUCUAUUUUCAUUGGCCAUGGUCCUAAGUUUGCUAGGGGCCGAAAAGUCUCAUCAUUUGAGAAUGUUCAGAUUUACAACAUGGUUACCACAAUCCUUAACAUACAAGGAGCAUCCAAUAAUGGAACAUCAUCAUUUCCAAAGACGAUUCUUUUACCCAGCCACUGAGAUUUAGCCAAUUAGGAAUGUAUUCUUUAUGCCACCAGAGGUGAGAUAACAUCAGGUGAUUUUGUAUGUUUCUCUUUAACAAUAAUAAAGUAUUGUUAAGUUGAUGAACUAGUGCUGAAGUUUAUGCAAUUCUGUACCUCUUGGCAUUUUUUACCUUUCCCGGUUUGCAGUCUAUUAGGUGUUGUAACUCUAUUUAGGAGCUGACUUAUUUAAAGAUUAGUA
Messenger RNA from Solanum lycopersicum (tomato), 1787 nucleotides. RefSeq lists its product as uncharacterized. The record is from RefSeq and is a predicted model, not a curated record. Gene Ontology annotation, cellular component: vacuole. NCBI's taxonomy places the organism in Eukaryota, Viridiplantae, Streptophyta, Magnoliopsida, Solanales, Solanaceae.